Messenger RNA from Symbiodinium natans, 1581 nucleotides. NCBI's taxonomy places the organism in Eukaryota, Dinophyceae, Suessiales, Symbiodiniaceae. The record is from the annotation of a GenBank genome assembly.
AUGGCCCUUGCAUUAUGCCGACUUCAAAUCCGUCAGCAGCGGCUGUACCAGUGUCGACUCGCUCAGCUGUGUCGCAUCUCGACGUUCGAUCUCCGGAAAAAGAGGCAGUCAAGCGAAAAGCUGGGAUUGUUCAACCGCAUGCUGGGAGUUUGCUCGGCCGCGGGAGAUUUCUACGGUGCUGAGCGCAUCUUGCAGCGCGUUGUCAAAACCUCCCUGGAACCGGACUUGUUAACCUUUGCUUUAGUCGUGGCAGCGAGUGCAGAGGCACGAGACGUUGUUCGGGCUGAGCUGUGGUUGAGGCGGCUUUCUUUGAGCAUCUACGCCGAUGCCGCAGGCCAUCCAGAGGUUAUAAGCAGCCUCAUGGACGCCGGCGCUACUGAGCUUGCGCGUGUGGCUGGGCAGCAUGGGCAGCAGGGGCAGCAUGCGCCACAGUCAGGUACUGCAGACAGCACGAACAAUGGGAACAGCACAGGGGAACAAACGACGGACACUCGCUUCUCAUCACUUCUACACACCCUUCGAAAGCAGUGGCAUCUCAACGACGACGACAUGGCGGGAUUUUGGAGACUUUGGGAAGAAGUCUUGCAAGAGCACCGGUUGCAUGGGCUGGUCCCGUCUAGAGGGACGCUUCAUGCAAUGCUGCAGGUGUUGGCGAGAUGCAAUCGGCAAGAGGAGAUUCGAGUCGUUUUAAAGGAUAUGGCAUCCUUUGGUGUUCACGCAAACUCAAUGACCUUUGGCGUGCUGAUCGAUGGGGCGUCCCAGCGCAAGGACGUGAGGCAGGCCGAGGCUUUUUUCCAGCAGGCGCGCCAGCACCUCCUGGAGCCGACGCUGCCGAUGCUAAACAGUUUAUUGAAGGGAUGUGCGGCGGCAGCAGACUUGGCAAGUGCCCAGAAGUGGUUUGAGCGAAUCUACUCCGAAGGCUUAGCUCCAAACACUUUGUCCUUCAACAGCCUGCUUGGUGCGUGCGGAACUGCCGGGGAUGAUCGGCAAGCGGAAUCCGUUUUGCAGGACAUGGUGAAGGCAGAAUUGCGUCCGGACGGUUACAGCUACUUGGCGAUGAUCAAAGCAAACGGGCACAGGAGUGCCAAGGAGGCAGAGCGUUGGCUCUCCACUGCCAUCUCCGCGCGUGUCACUGUGGACACUGGAAUGUUCAAUGCGGUCAUACGUGCUUAUGUCGUGCAUGCAGAUCCUUGGGAAGUGAAGCGAGUGUACUCGGACAUGCAGCGGAGAGAUGUGACGGCCAAUGCAGCCACCUUCCUGUCCGUAGCUCAUGCCCACGCCAUGGAAGGAGAGGUGUCCAAGACUGAGGAUUUCAUCUAUGCCAUUCGCGAGGCGGGGUAUCGCCUUGGCCGCGACGAGUACUCUUGCUUGCUGAAGGCCUAUUCAUGGAAGCCCAACUACCGGAGCCACCGGGCGGAGCGCCUCUUCCGCGAGAUGAUCUCGGAGAACAUCGCCCCCCAUGGGCCAAUGCUCCGAUACCUGCGGCUGGCCAUGGGGGAGGAGCCGGCACAGGCACUUAUCCAGGAGUUGCAGGUGGUCGAUCCAGAGGCGUCCUCCCAAGAAGCACCACCCGCACUAUGA